Venustampulla echinocandica is the source of this 594-nucleotide messenger RNA. Its product is annotated as Acyl-CoA N-acyltransferases (Nat). The record is from RefSeq and is a predicted model, not a curated record. The transcript has 2 exons. Lineage: Eukaryota; Fungi; Ascomycota; Leotiomycetes; Helotiales; Pleuroascaceae. Gene Ontology annotation, molecular function: acyltransferase activity, transferring groups other than amino-acyl groups. Bases 1 to 594 code for a protein of 197 amino acids.
AUGGCCAACGGCUUGUCCAUCCUGGCCAUGGCCGCCGCCUACGUUCAGCAAUCCGAGACGAUGGAAAUGCCGGACGACCUCCCCAGGUUCGGAAUACGCGGAGCCACACCUUCAGAUAUACCUUUGUUAGAAACCGUCGAACGAUCUGCUAUCGAAGUGUUCCGGGGUGUCAAUCUUGGGUUUCUGGUCAACCAACCAACUGUGGAUCCUCUCCUCUUAAAUGGUAUCGCGGCUGCCAACCACCUAUGGAUCGCUGUGAAUGAUUGGGAUCAGCCAAUUGGUUUUCUUGGGGGUCAGAACAUAGAUGGGAACUUCCAUCUCGUUGGGAUGUGGGUCGCACAGGGAUUUCAGGGAAAUGGCGUUGGAAAGGCACUCAUGGCAACCAUGGUGGACCAAAUUUGGCGAGAGGGAUACAAAUCUGUCACUUUGACAACCUACAGAGAUGUGCCUUGGAACGGUCCUUGGGCCAAAAAGAUGGGUUUUAUGGAAAUAACCCCCAAAACCAUGGGUAAACAAUACUCAGAUAUCCUGAAACUUGAGGGAAAGCGUGGUCUGGAUCCGAAAACCAGAUGCUUGAUGCAGAAGACAUUUUGA